Molecule: messenger RNA, 1359 nt
Organism: Colletotrichum acutatum
Lineage: Eukaryota; Fungi; Ascomycota; Sordariomycetes; Glomerellales; Glomerellaceae
Product: Cys/Met metabolism PLP-dependent enzyme-domain-containing protein
Exons: 2
Coding region: 1-1359 (452 amino acids)
Biological process (GO): transsulfuration
Molecular function (GO): transferase activity, transferring alkyl or aryl (other than methyl) groups; pyridoxal phosphate binding
Source: RefSeq, a predicted model, not a curated record
AUGGGGGCCAUUCAACAAGACCAAGAAAAGGUUGUGCGAGUGAUUCAAGCCGCUCAGAAUGGAUCUAAACAUGUUCCCAAGUUUGAGACUCUACAAGUCCAUGCAGGGCAAACUCCUGACUCUGCAACGCUUGCACGCGGGGUCCCGAUUUACUCAACCUACGUCUUCAACUUCCACAGCUCAGCCCAUGCUGCCCGGCUAUUCAACCUUGAGGAAGAGGGCGAAAUAGCAACCCGCACGGGAAAUCCAACUACAGCUGUGGUUGAACGUCGUGUCGCAGCCCUCGAAGGUGGUGUUGCGGCCGUUGCCGUUUCGUCAGGCCAGGCAGCUGUGUUCAUGACUAUGGUUGCUUUGGCUGGGCACGGUGAGAACAUCGUAGCGACGAAGCAUUACUAUCACGGCGCAUACAAUCAAUUCUCCUUUCUGCUACCAGAGCUCGGCGUAACAUGCCGCGUUGUAGAAGAAUCUGUGGAAGCAGUCCGAGCAGCGAUCGAUGAGCGCACCAAAGCCGUCUAUAUUGAAACUAUUGGACACCCCAACUUCAAUGUUCCGGACAUCGAAGCCAUUGCGCAAGUUGCCAAUGAAAAGGGAGUGCCUCUUGUCGUCGAGAACACCGUCGGGUGCGCAUACUUUUGCCAGCCCAUAAAGCACGGAGCAGACAUCGUCGUUGAGAGCAUGAGCAAGUGGAUCGGCGGUCACGGGAGUGCAACCGGCGGUAUCAUCGUCGAUUCUGGCAACUUUGAUUGGAGAUCUUCAACUCGGUUCCCACAGUUCAACAAACCAUGCCCUGGCUUCCAUGGGUUGAACUUUUCAGAGCGAUUUGGGAGAGAGGCCUUUAUCAUGCGUAUUCGAGGGCAGAUCCUCCGAGACGUUGGCUCCUGUCUUUCUCCUUUCAACAGCCAGCAGUUCGUGCUCGGGAUCGAGACUCUGAGUUUGCGCUGCGAGCGACACGCUCAGAAUACCAUUGCUCUCGCGAACUGGCUUGAGAAACACGAAAAUGUGGUGUGGGUUUCGUAUCCUGGUCUUCCUAGUCACCCUCACUAUAAGCUCGCGCAGAAGUAUCUACCCCGUGGAGCUGGGGCGGUACUUAUGUUUGGCAUCAAGGGCGGAGAGGAUGCUGGUGAGCAGCUGGUUGACAACUUAAAGAUGAUCUCGAAUAACCCAGGAUAUGGAGACGCGAAAACGACUGCCAUGCACCCCUGGUCGACAACACAUAAACCUAUGCUACCACAGGAAAAGAUCGAUCUUGGCGUUGCGCCGGAAAUGGUCAGGGUUUCAGUUGGCAUCGAGCACAUUGACGAUAUCAUCCACGACAUUGAACAGAGCAUGAGCAUCAGUCCCGCUGUCCCAAAAACAUAG